GGGGGGUAUAUCUUAAGUCUGUCGCACCAAUGGCUGUCCCGCCCCGACCAAUCGGCUUGCUUCCGAUGGAUAUCUACGGUUUCCCAUGAAUAUCUUUCAAGAUAUGCCCUUGUUUUCAGCUAAAAUAACUAAGAUGAUUAUCUACUUUAAAGAUACAAUUUUAAACUCUAGCAUCUUCUCUUUCCAUCAGUAUUUCGGAUAAUCAAUUAAGUCGGAAAACAAUUCAAGCUAGGCUUCGGUGUAAAUUCGCCCUUCUUCUCCGAUUCUCGGCACCUCGGCUAAGCUACUCCUCUCUAACAAAUCCAGUAAUUACGCUAAUACAUCGACUCUAUUUUGUAUUUCACGAAUCUAACUUAACUACUUAAAUAAUAAACUAAAUAGGAACUAUCUCGGUCAUCAUACACGAUGUCAAAGCCUACCGUACUCCUCAUCGGCCCUCUAGCGCACACCUACAAGGCAUGGGAAGCGCUAGGCGCCAAGUACAUACUCCUCGAGUUUCGCACGGGGACACGGAAGCAAUUCCUCGAGAACUGCCGGAACGGAACGUACGCCGCGGUUCGCGGAUGCUACCGAUCCAACGUCUCCACCUCCGUAACAGGACCUUUCAACCAAGAACUCAUCUCCGCGUUGCCCGAGUCAUGGAAAUUUAUCGCACAUAACGGUGCUGGAUAUGAUAAUGUCGAUGUUGAUGCGUGCAGUGCGCGCAAGAUCGCGGUUUCUUCUACGCCGGGUGCUGUGGAUAAUGCUACGGCUGACGUUGGCAUUCUUCUUCUACUGGGUGCUUUGCGACAGGCGCAUGCACCACUAAUAGCGUUGCGCGAGGGGAGAUGGAAGGGCGAGCCCCGGUUGGGUCAUGAUCCCGCGGGCAAGACACUUGGAAUCCUAGGUAUGGGUGGUAUAGGUCGAGCGAUGGCGCAUCGAGCGCGCAGUUUUGGGAUGGAUAUUAUUUACCACAACCGACGACGUCUCGACCCCUCUCUCGAGAAAGGAGCGAAGUACGUUUCAUUCGAUGAGUUGCUCGCUCAGUCGGAUGUGCUAUCGCUGAAUUUGGCGUUGAAUGCGAACACGCGACAUAUUAUCUCUGCACCGGAAUUGGCCAAGACGAAGAAGGGCGUAGUUAUUGUGAACACAGCUCGUGGCGCGCUUAUCAACGAGGCGGAUCUAGUAUCUGCGCUUGAGUCCGGACAUGUCUCCGCCGUCGGCUUAGACGUGUUUGAAAAUGAGCCGGAGAUUCAUCCAGGGCUUAUGAAGAAUGACCGAGCGUUCUUGCUACCCCAUCUUGGAACGAGUACAUACGAGACGCAGCGGGAGAUGGAAUUGCUAGUAUUGAAGAACUUGGAAAUCGGCGUAGAUGAGGGGAAGAUGUUAACCUUGGUAAGUGAGCAGAAGGGCUUAGAUUGGGCUCCUGAGCAAGCAAACUCAUGAACAUAGCUGAAACUAUGGCCCGCCAAGUUAAAAAUAAUGAUACCUUAGAUAGAUUAAUCAAGAAAGACCCCC
Messenger RNA from Hypoxylon trugodes, 1497 nucleotides. RefSeq names its product D-isomer specific 2-hydroxyacid dehydrogenase. The record is from RefSeq and is a predicted model, not a curated record. The transcript has a single exon. Gene Ontology annotation, cellular component: cytosol. Gene Ontology annotation, molecular function: NAD binding; hydroxypyruvate reductase [NAD(P)H] activity; glyoxylate reductase (NADPH) activity. NCBI's taxonomy places the organism in Eukaryota, Fungi, Ascomycota, Sordariomycetes, Xylariales, Hypoxylaceae. Bases 406 to 1425 code for a protein of 339 amino acids.